CUUACCCUACUCGGCAACUCCCAAACAAAACCUCGCAACCCUUUUCUCCACCGAAAGGCUCUCGGGAAAUGGCAGCCAAAGCGGCGCCCAGGGGCAGAGAGCAGUAUCUUCCCCUCUAUAAUGAGAGGUGCUUGCUUAUCCGAGCUCGUCUCAUCGUUGCUAUGUGGCGGUGGAAGACUUGCUCGCGGGAAGAAUCAAAUCUCCGAACCGGUGCUAUGCAAGCUGAUGAUGGCAGGAUGAGUGCUGGGCCUCUCUACUAUGUCAGCUACCUGCUUAAGCAGGACCGGACCGGGGCGGACGUAAUUGCGUGGGGGUUAAUUCAGCUGCAAGGAUCAUGAAUCAAGGGGAUGGUGCCUCUCUACUACGGCAGCUACCUGCUUAAGCAAGCAUGACCAUUAAGUGAAGGAAGCUCAUCGGUGCAUUGCGGUCGAGGGCCAGCCACGGCAGCUACCUGCUUAAGUGAAACAAGCUCAUCGGUGCGUUCCGGGCGUCAGCUACCUGCUUAAGCAAGCAGGACCAUUAAGUGAAGCAAGCAGGACCAUUAAGUGAAGCAUAUGUGGACGAGGGCAUUUGGGACGUGAUUGUGUGGCCAUUAUCGGAUGCCUCUCCACUACGUCACCUACCUGCUCAAGCAAGCCCGUCAGCGGUUAAGCAAGUAGGAGGGAUAAAGAUUAGAGCCCGCGUGACUAUGGUAAAGCGAUCGUCGUGGUUGGCUCAAGCCAAGUCGACCUGAUCAAUAAGGUGAGUGUAAAGGG
Linum trigynum is the source of this 755-nucleotide messenger RNA. The record is from the annotation of a GenBank genome assembly. NCBI's taxonomy places the organism in Eukaryota, Viridiplantae, Streptophyta, Magnoliopsida, Malpighiales, Linaceae.